Molecule: messenger RNA, 7194 nt
Organism: Penaeus vannamei (Pacific white shrimp)
Lineage: Eukaryota; Metazoa; Arthropoda; Malacostraca; Decapoda; Penaeidae
Source: RefSeq, a predicted model, not a curated record
AGUGCUGGUGGUCGCUGCUAGGCUGUAUCGUGCCCGUCAGUCUCAGUAGCCCCCGCGCCGCCGCCGCACGCUCAGUGCCGUGUCUGUGUUGCUCGCCCGCCCUCACACCCACCACCUGAGAGCCUCCUCCUGGCCACACCCAGGCUCCCUGAGUGCAGGGCCUUUGGCACUUGUGUGGGUGACGCCUUUCUGUUGACGGAAGUGUCACUGCCGAUGUCGUUCCUGCCAAAAGUUUGACAAGUGCUUGCUCAUAACAGUUUUUACUUGAUUUUUACACUUCCAUUCAUUAGAGGACUCAACCCAGCAGGAGUCUGUUUAUGAGUGAAAAAAUGCAUUUUACUGAAGCCUAUGUUUAGUGUCGGUUGUGGGAAAAGAAGUAUCUAAUAUCAGAAAUAAAAAUAUAAUGUUUAAAGUUCAUACAAGCAGUUGAGCUGUAUUACAAGAUUUAUAAUUUGGUUGUAUGCAAAGUGACCGAAUGUUUUGGAAGUGAAGUGCAUUUGAAGUGGCAUGGGAAACGUAGAAGGUAAAGCGACCGGAGGAAGGCGGCGCGUGGAUCCCCCCUACUGCACGGCACGCCCCCUUCCUCCCCUGCCGAACGACGACGAGGAGGAGGACCUGGACCUUGAUUCUCCGCCUCCGUACCCGCCUCCGCCGCCGCCUUCAGAAGAGCGGUCCAAGCGGUAUUCCUGGCGGAUGUCUGACUCCGCCGUCUUUGGCCAAGGCGAAAAUAAGAGGCGCUCGUGGCUACUCAACUUAACCAACGGAGGCGACAAAACGAAGAGUAAAAUGGCGAAAGACGGUAAGGAUGUCGAUGAUGUUAACAGUAAGAUCAGUGUAGGUAGCAUGGAUGUGUCAGGGGGAGUUGGAGUGAAAGCUUCCUUUAAUGAACCACAUAUAAAUAUCCAAGAAAAUUCUUGGACUGUCGAGGGGAAGCCCGACGCAAACCAAACGACGGGGAAGGAAACCCAUGUGUAUACGUACAACAUUUCUGAUAAGGAAAAGUCUAUGCAGGGAGAGAAAGUCAUAAAGAUGAAGACUGAGUAUGUGAGAGGAGAAGACAGUAGUGCACCGGGAUACAGUGUUCUUCACGAAUGUCUUCAGCAUGACAUGAACUCCGAAGGCAGAAUGAUUCAUGAUCAAAACAAUACACAGCUUCCAUCUUUGGAUCUUAGCUGUACAUCCAACAUGAGUGAUGAACUGAAGAAUGUCAUUGACGAGCUUCGAGGCAAGCCAUCCACUGAAGACAGCACUGUAUUUCGAAGUGUAUCCGAACACAAACGAUUUGUCAGUAUCACGACUACGACUAAGAAGGAAGUAUCUUCGCAUAUUAAUAUUAAUGGCAAAGAAUAUAGUUCAACCACAAAUGAUUCUCUUAGUAAGCUGGAGGCAGAACUAAGUGCGUUGCUCUCUCCUGAACUGGAAUUACACACCAAUUCUGAGACAGUCAAUAACAAAAACACUUCCGUUUCCAUGCGCAUGGAAAAUGGACAUGGGUCUGGGGCAAAUGUGGGGUUAGGUUCUAGCACCAGUCAGGCUCAUAGUUCACAAGUAAACCAAAGCUAUAACAUAUCAGUGACACCAACACUCCCAUUACCAGACAUUCAAGAGUUCUCUGGUAAAGGUAUUCCAUUGCUGCCCGACCUUGUGAAGGGCAACAAUAAGGGAGCCAUUAAUGUUGAAAGUUCACUACAGGGGCGUGACAAAAAUGUAAAUGUGGGGGCGGGAGGCAGUAUAACCGGCCCGACUUGUGAUGUUCAACUUGACAAAAGAGGAGAUUUUGGAGGUGGAAGAUUAGAUGCAAAGUUUGAUAGUUCAUUACCACAGGGUAAAGGAGAAAUUGAUGGAUUACACAUAGGGGGAGAUAUUUCAGGUCCCAGAUUAGAUGUGUCAGCCGAAGGCAGCAAGAUCCAUACUCCAGGGGUAGCCUUGGCAGGUGAGAGUCUGCCACGGGGAGAUUUCAGCAUGUCAGUGGAGCCAGGGAUUUCUGUUGCACCUGAUGUAGGCAAGCCUGCCACUAAGAGUAAGAAACAGUCAUCUGGGCCUUGUGCUUGUUUGAGCAGUCCUAAGAAAAUCGAACAAGAAGAGCCAUACAUAUCAGCGGGGGUUCAAGGGGAAGUUAAAGGAGAAUUGCCCACAGUGCCUGCUGGCUCAGUAGAAGUAGAAGGGGUAGACCCAGGUCUUAGAACCGAAGGUACAGCUACUGCAGAGAUUCCCCAGAAAAAACGCUCUGGUCCAAAAUCUAAACUUGGAUCGUGCUUUGGUAAGCCUAAAUCACCUGAAGUUGAUACCCCAAAAGCAGAUGUUAAAGGAGAGGUUGAAGUUAAGAGUCCAAGACCAACUGCAGAGCCAAAAGCAGAAGCAAGUGUAAAUAUCCAAGUGCCAGAUGAGAAUGUGAAAAUUGGAAAAGAUCCUGAGAAGAAAAAGAUCAAGUUUGGCUCAUGUUUUGGAAAGCCAAAAGAACCAGAGUGUGAUGUAAAAGGAGAAUCAUACAGAGUGAUAUCAGAUGAUCAAGAACUUGGAGGCAAGUUAGAUGUUAGUGCUGUAUCACCGACACCUGUGCCUCAAGUUAGUUUAGCAACUACUACAGGUGAUAUCAGUUUUCAGGCAAAACCAGUAAAUGUUUCACCAUCUUUGAAAUGUGACAUACCUGAUUUCCCAAAAGUUGAAGCUAAUGUGGAAACUAGGGCAGGAGUAACUGGAGAUAUUGAGGGUGGUUUUUCAGGUGAUAUCCAUAAGGGAGGGGAUGUACAAAUCCAAACAAAUGUUCCUAAAAUUGGAGGUAAAAUUGCCAGUAAAGAAUAUACUGCAGACAGUGAAAUUUCCAGAAUUCCCGGAAGUAUGGAUAUCAGUAUUCCAGGCUUUUCCCAAAGUACCCCUAAAGCUACAAUAGAAGGGUCAUCAAGAGCUAACUUUAAUAGUGACAUCAGUCUCGACAUUGAAGGAAAGACUCCAGAUGCAAAGAUUAAAGGAGAAAUGCCUGGCUUGUCUUUAGAAGGUAAUUUGCCAAGUAUGUAUGCAUCAGGGGAAAAGACAAAUAUCAAAUAUUCUGAAGAUGCUCCUAAAGUGAAAAUAGAAGGAAAGCUACCAGAACCUAAAGGAGACAUUAAUGUUGACUUUGGAAUUGAUUUGCCACAUGUAGCUGGAACAGAAAAAGAAUUGGAAAUCAAAGCUGCAGAUGUACCAGGUGUUGCUGUUAAGAGCGACUUACCUGUCAUUGAUUCCCCUAGAGGAGAGGUUUCCAUACCAAGCAGUCCAAUCAAGCCAUCUGUAGGUAUUAAAGCUGAAGUUAAAGGUCCAAAGGGAUCAACAUCCCUUGAUGUACCUAGUAUAAAACCAAAGACAAAGAAAGCUAAGUUAGGUCCAUGUGCUUGUUUAGGUAAAUCAGGGAAGAUGGAUAUUGAAGAACCAUAUAUAGAAAAGGAAGGUGAAGUUAGUGGAAGAUUUGAAAAUGUUGACGCAGACAUAGGAGUUAAAGUAGAAGGACCAAAGGUAGAGGGACCUGAAGCCCAAAUUGCAGUUGAUGUAGAAUCUCCAGAGACAAAAACUGGCAAAGCCAAGGCCUCAGGAAAGCCUAAGAUGUCAUUAGGAUCUUGCUUUGGAAAAGCAAAACCACCUAGUGCCCAUGGUGAUGUAUCAACUGAUGUUGGUGUUGAAGGAACCAUUUCUGCUGAGCCACACGUCAAAGUUGAAGGGGCAGAUGUAGAAGGUCCUAGUGCAGAUAUUUCCCUUCCUAAAGGAAAAGCUGAAAUUGACAUCGAAUCUCCAGAAGUUAAAGUGAAAGGAGGAAAAGUUUCAGGCAAACCAAAAGUGACAUUUGGACCCUGUUUUGGUAAAGGUAAAAGUAAGGGUAAAGAUGUAGAAGCAGAAAGUGAAUACAGAAUUGAAGGCCCUUCUGUUAGUGGUGAGAUUAGUCCUUCAUCACCUGAGCUAAGAGCAGAUGUCAGUGUUGAAUCACCUAAAGCCAAAAUCAAAGGGGAGAAACCCAAAACUAAGUUGGGAUCUUGCUUUGGAAAACCCAAAGAACCAAAAGUUGAGGGUGAAUAUCAAGCAGGAAAAAUAGCUGUUGAAGGUCCUGAAGUCAGUAGUAAAGUAGAAGUUCCUUCUGGUGAGGCAAGUGUUGCAUCACCAUCAGUGAGUGUAGAUAUCAGUGCUGAAUCACCUGAAGCUAAAAUUAAAGGGGAGAAACCUAAAUCUAAGCUGGGGUCUUGCUUUGGUAAACCAAAAGGCCCAAAAGUUGAAGGGGAGUAUAAGCCAGCCACAGUUCAGGUUGAAAGUUCUGGAGCUAGUGGUGACAUUAAAAUCGCACCACCAGAGAUAAGAGGAGAUAUUGAUGCCGAAACCCCUAAAGUAGAAAUCAAAGGAGAAAAGCCAAAGUCAAAGCUUGGAUCUUGCUUUGGAAAACCCAAAGGCCCUGAAGCUGAGGGUGAAUACAAACCAAGUAAACUAGAAGUUGAAGGUCCAUCUGUUAGUGGAGAGGCUAGUGUUGGAUCUCCCAAAAUUAGUGGAGAUGUUAGUGCUGAGUUACCAAAAGGUGAUGUUAAAGGAGGAAAGCCCAAAGCUAAGUUGGGAUCUUGUUUUGGGAAGCCUAAAGAGCCGAAUGCAGAGGGUGAAUAUCAACCAGCCAAACUAAACAUUGAUGAGCCCUCGGUUAGUGGUGAGGUGAGUGUCAAAUCACCAGAGGUAGGUGGAAACAUUAAAUCACCAAAGCUAAGUGCAGAUGCAAGCAUUAAACAUCCUGAUGCAGAGAUUAAAGGAAAGAAGCCAAAAGCUAAAUUAGGGUCUUGUUUUGGGAAAUCUAAAUCGGCAGAAAUUGAAGGAAAGGUUGAAGCUGAAAGACCAGAGAUAAGUGCAGAAGUUGAUGUUUCAUCACCUGAGCUUAAAGGUGAUGUAAGUAUUGAAUCACCAGAUGUGAAAAUUAAGGGAGAAAAACCAAAAUCUAAAUUGGGAUCAUGUUUUGGUAAGCCUAAAACACCUGGAGUAGAAGGCGAAUAUAAAGUUAGUACUGAGAGACCCGAAGCAAAGGCAGAGGUUUCAGUCAGUUCUCCUGAUGUUAAAGGUGAUAUUGACAUAGAAUCUCCAGAUAUAAAGGUGAAAGGAAGUAAACCAAAGACCAAAUUUGGAUCAUGCUUUGGAAAACCCAAGAGUGGAAAACUGGAAGGGGAAUACAAGCCAGGCAGAGUUGAUGUAGAAGGUCCUGAAGUGAGUGCAGGAGCCAGCAUCAAGCGCCCUGACAUUGAAGGUGAAAUUGAUAUUGAAUCGCCUGAAGUAGAAGUGAAGGGUAAAAAGGUUUCUGGAAAGCCAAAAGCCAAACUAGGAUCUUGCUUUGGCAAACCCAAAGAACCCAAAGUUAAAGGAGAAAUAGACAUUGAAGGUCCAAGAGUAGAAGGUGAAGUGCCUACUGGAAAAGCUGAAGUAGAUGUCAAGGGUCCUGAGAUGAAAGUAAAGAAUAAGAAGGUAAAAGGAAAAUCUGCUCCACUAUGUGCUUCAUGCAUUGGAAAGGCAUCACCUCCAGAUGUAGAUAUAGAUGCUGAUGUAGAACCAGGAAGCAUCAAGAUUCGUCCCGAAAAACCAAGCAUGGGAGGUAAAAUAUCAGUGGAAGGUCCAAGUAUUGAUGUUGAACCAUCAGUAAAAGUAAAGGGACCUUCAAUGCCAGAAGUACCAGAAUUGAAAGGUCAUUUGGAUGUGGAUGCAGAUCUACCUGAUUUUGAACCUUCCAUAAAAAUCAAAGGUGAUAUUCCAGAUAUCCCAAAAGUAGAAGCUGAAAUAGGAGGGAAAGCAGAUAUUCCAGAAAUUGAAAUCAAGGGUAAUGUGCCAGCACUUCCAAAGAUAGAGGCAAGUGUGGAUGCACCUGAAUUGAAAGUGGAAGGAGAGUUACCAAAACUGAAAACCGAAGGUGACAUUGACAUUGGAAUAAAUGUUCCAAGUAUUUCAGGAGACAUUAAGGGAAUAAAUAUUGAAACACCUGAGUUCCCAAGUGGUAAAAUUGAAGGAGAUAUUAAAGGUGACUUACCAAGCAUUGAUAUUCCUAAAGCUGAAGUGUCUCUACCAGCAGGCCCUGAAUUACCAAGUGCAGAAAUCAAGGGAGAAUUGAAAGGUCCAGAGAUCUCGGGAUCAGCCCAACUACCAAAGGCUGAACUAAAGACAAAGAAAGCCAAACUUGGUCCAUGUGCUUGUUUAGGCAAAUCAGGCAAAAUUGGCAAAGAAGAACCAUACAUGGCAGCAGAAGCUGGAGGAAAAGUAAGUGGAGAAGUUGAAGGCGUAGAUGUGAGCGUAGAAGGACCCAAAGGUAGUGUUGGAGUAGAUGUUGAAUCUCCUGAGAUAAAGGGUAAGAAAGUAAAGGCUUCAGGUAAGCCUAAAAUGUCAUUAGGAUCUUGCUUUGGGAAAGCAAAACCACCUAGUGCCCGUGGUGAUAUAUCAGCUGAUGCUGGUGUUGAAGGAACCAUUUCUGCAGAGCCACACAUCAAAGUUGAAGGAGCAGGAAUUGCAGGUCCUAGUGCAGAUUUACCCUUCCUGAAGGAAAGGUUGAAGCUGAUAUUGAAUCCCCAGAAGUUAAAGUGAAAGGAGGAAAGUAUCAGGCAAACCGAAGAUGAAAUUUGGACCAUGUUUCGGCAAAGGAAAAGAUGUAGACGUAGAAGGCGAAUACAAACCAGGUAAAGUAGAAGUUAAAGGUCCAUCUGUCAGCGGUGAAGUUGGUGCUGCCUCUCCUGAAAUGAGUGGAGAUAUUAGUGUUGAAUCACCUGAAGCCAAAAUCAAAGGAGAAAAGCCCAAGUCUAAACUAGGAUCCUGCUUUGGAAAACCCAAAGGGCCAAAGGUGGAAGGUGAAAUAUAAGCCAGUCAAAGUUAGUGCCGAGAGUCCAGAAGUUAGUGGUGAAAUUGCUGUUGCCUCACCAGAGAUAAGUGCAGAGAUCAGUGCUGAACAGCCCAAAGCUAAAAUCAAAGGGGAGAAACCUAAAUCAAAAUUAGGAUCUUGCUUUGGUAAGUCCAAAGGCCCAAAAGUUGAAGGAGAAUAUAAACCAAGCAUUGAUGUUGAAGGCCCAGAAGUAAGUGGUGAAGUAGCGGUUCCAUCAGCCGAAGUUAAGGGCGACAUUAAGGUUGAUUCACCUGAUGUUAAAUUGAAAGGAGGAAAACCCAAAUCAAAGUUUGGAUCCUGCUUUGGAAAACCAAAAUCACCUGAAAUUGAGGGUGAAUAUAAAC